ACUGCUUUAGAGUAUGUGAUGUUGAGGGGUAACUUUUAGGAGGCCCUAAAGCCUCCUCUUAAACUCCUCAUCUGAAGGCUAGAGCUGUCUCCUUACUCUCCAAAGGAGGUAGGAGGUGGGAGGAAAAUGACAAAAGAGACCCUGGUCCCCAGCCCAGCUCAGCCCUCCUCCCCAAGCUCUACUCUGUGUUAGAAUGCUGGGGGUUAGACUGGAGAGGGAGCCCUCCAGGUUACCUGAGCAUCAUAGUUUACAUUCCCCUGACUAGUUCAAGGACCUAAAAAGGUGACUGUUUGUAUAGAACUCCUUCUAACAGCUUUUCCAGGCCUCUCCUGUAUCUGCAGACAUGAAAAGUUGAAUUCUGCAGUUCUAGGGACCUGGUGACUUUGCUGCUUCCCUCUAGACUUCCAAGCUUCCCGGCUCCCCUCUGCCUAAAAAACCACUACACCCAUAGUCCUCUGCUCUAGGGCCUCCCAACCCAAAGUCCUCUGCCUACCUCAAGGCAUACUGCAUCUCCCUCUUUCCUCUUCUACUGACUGAUGGGCAGAGCCUUUCACCUCCUGCAGGACAUGCCCACUCCUCCACUCUGCUCCCCCUGGCCUCUACCUUUAUAACCCUCAAAUUAUCUCGCUAUCCCAAGGGCUCCCUCUUCUAACUCCCCCACAUUGUCCUCUGGGAGCUCUUUUCAGCUCUCUGAGUCUCCCCAAACCUGUUUCCUAGCACCCUCUUCCACAGAGUUCUCUCUAAUGCACCUACUUUGCUUUUGCCUCCCUGCAUUUACACCUAUGUCUGCAGGUAUACAGACAUAUGCACACGUCCCAUCUCCCUCUGUGCACUGGGAGAUGUUGCUGACCCUUCCUUCCUCUUGCUAGUCACUCUUCCCUCCUCCAAUCCUCUUUUGCCCCCACCUCCUAGUGCACAGGAUAGGUCUCUGUGCUUGUAGUGCCAAUGAGGACAGUGAGGCAGUGACACGCUACUAGGGGAGCACCCCGAAGGGAAAACCAGUCCAAGUUCUCCAUCUUACUUCUGGAAAAGACUUUGUUGGAUGCUUUUCAACUAAAAGUAGAUAAUUAAUUUAGCCCUGACCUUGUUCUGUCUUUGAAUAACAUAAAUUAGUUUACUUGAAAAGAAAUCUUUUCAUUUGUAUUUCCAUGUCACCUGUGAUUUUCCCUGCCUUCCACCCGCAGCCCUGCCAACUGGCAGGAAGGUUAGCAAAGCUGCUGAUAAGAGGAGUAUAAAAAGGCUUGGGUCAUGGUAAGGGGCCACUUGUGGUCUACUCCACUGGCAACAUGCUGAGCUUCCUCGUCUUUGCCACCCUGGUCCUUUAUGGACACAGCACCCAGGAUUUUCCGGAAACCAACGCCCGGGUGGUUGGAGGGGUUGAGGCCCGGAAGAAUUCCUGGCCCUCUCAGAUUUCCCUCCAGUACUGGUCCAGAGGUAACUGGUAUCACACCUGUGGAGGGACCCUUGUCAGACGGAACUGGGUGAUGACAGCUGCUCACUGUGUGGACAACCAAAUGACGUUCCGUGUGGUGGUUGGAGACCACAACCUGAGUCAGAAUGAUGGUACUGAGCAGUACGUGAAUGUGCAGAAGAUCGUGGUGCAUCCAUACUGGAACAGCAAUAACGUGGCUGCUGGCUAUGACAUCGCCCUGCUGCGCCUGGCCCAGAGCGUUACCCUCAACAACUACGUCCAGCUGGGUGUUCUGCCACGGGAGGGAACCAUCCUGGCUAACAACAGUCCCUGCUACAUCACAGGCUGGGGCAGGACCAGAACCAAUGGACAGCUGGCCCAGACCCUGCAGCAGGCUUACCUGCCCACUGUGGACUAUGCCACCUGCUCCAGCUCCUCCUACUGGGGCUCCACUGUGAAGAACACCAUGGUGUGCGCUGGAGGAGAUGGAGCUCGCUCUGGAUGCCAGGGUGAUUCUGGAGGCCCCCUCCACUGCUUGGUGAAUGGUCAGUAUACUGUCCAUGGAGUGACCAGCUUUGUGUCCAGCCAGGGCUGUAAUGUCUCCAGGAAGCCCACAGUCUUCACCCGGGUCUCUGCUUACAUCUCUUGGAUGAAUAAUGUCAUUGCCAGCAACUGAACAUCUUCCUGAGUACAACAGCCAUGCCAAGAUAAUUCUUUAAUUCGUAGCAGGACUUGAGGCCAUCAAGAAAAAAACAUUCUAGGAGACUAUUGAACCAGAUACAGAAAUGCAAAUAAAACUGCAUACACAUUA
Messenger RNA from Myotis brandtii (Brandt's bat), 2222 nucleotides. RefSeq names its product chymotrypsin-like elastase family, member 1 (gene CELA1). Gene Ontology annotation, biological process: proteolysis. Gene Ontology annotation, molecular function: serine-type endopeptidase activity. Lineage: Eukaryota; Metazoa; Chordata; Mammalia; Chiroptera; Vespertilionidae. Bases 1287 to 2087 code for a protein of 266 amino acids. The record is from RefSeq and is a predicted model, not a curated record. The transcript is spliced from 8 exons.